AUGGUUCCGAUCGCGUGCCAUGGAGAUGGCGAUUGUGUAUCAUGCUAUGUCAAUGAGAUUCUUGAUUGCUACUACGAGCUGUCUCGGUCUCCUGAUCUAAAACCCUCACCGAGUAUCAACUGUCUAUUUGAAAGGCUUGUUGGAUUAUGUAGUAGGAUACCCGAUGAGGCUACCACAGCACAGAUUCUGUCAGACCCCAAAGUCGUUGACAUAGCUCCUCAUUUGCGAAAGCUUUGCUCGGAUGGCGAAUAUCAACUCGAAGCUCAUUGGGCGCGAAAGGUGUGUUGCUGCAAAACACACGAAGAAGCGAAUGAGAUGUUGCUCACAUUUCCCUAUCAUGGAAACUACGUCGACCUCGUCCGUAUGGAAAUGAACGCCAUUGCAUCCGUGAAGCCGGAUUUCGCCACGCGAACUUUUGCUUUCCUUGGCUCAGGUCCACUUCCUUUGACCUCUCUUUGCAUCAGUCAUCAUCUUCAAAGCGAGUGCGUAUCCUGCCAUAACGUCGAUCAAGAUGCGACGGCCAUUACGACGGCCGUUACAUUGUGCCGCGCCUUGGGUCACUCUCCGGAAACUAUGUGCUUCCAGUGUGCAAGCGCCGGUAGUCCAGAUAUCGACUUGGGAUGCUUUGAUAUUGUCUAUUUGGCCGCUCUAGUGGGCGGUUGCAGCACGCAUAAACACGAGAUUAUGGCCGACGUCGUCAAGCGGAUGAAGCCAGGAGCACUGGUUGUGAUGCGCAGCGCGCACUCGUUGAGACGCCUGUUAUACCCGGUAAUCGAAGUCACGGAGGAUAUGGCAUCAAUCGGGCUAAGACCCUUAUUGGUCGUACAUCCUUACAAUCAUAUUGUCAACUCGUGUGUCAUAGCUGUCGUCGAGUCCCCAUGUGGCUGCGGUCCGUGA
Molecule: messenger RNA, 897 nt
Organism: Letharia columbiana
Lineage: Eukaryota; Fungi; Ascomycota; Lecanoromycetes; Lecanorales; Parmeliaceae
Exons: 4
Coding region: 1-897 (298 amino acids)
Biological process (GO): nicotianamine biosynthetic process
Molecular function (GO): nicotianamine synthase activity
Source: RefSeq, a predicted model, not a curated record